AUGAGCAGCUACCGCAACACAUCUGGGAAUUCCUACGGAGGAGGAGGACAAGGAAGAGGGUAUGACAACGGUGCUGGUGAUGCCCGUGCCCCUAGCAGCAGACCCUCCAACAGCCCCAACCCCUUUGGCAGCAGCAGCAACAGCAGCCCAGGCAGCCGGCAUACACGAAACCCAAGAGCUCAUCAAGUACGAGGCGAGUCAUCGGGUGGAUAUGGUUCUGGUAGUGACAGGCUAAGCCGGGCGCCCGAGGGAAGAGCCGAUACUCGCGGCUACGCAGCGGCCUCGCGCGAGGGCCGUGACCAAGAUGGCAAAAACAAUAGCGGCCAGUACAGCAGCAGAUACGGCAACGGUGGCCAAUACGGCGCUAGCGGCCAAAAUGGCGGUAGCAGAUAUGGCAACGGCGGCCAGUAUGGAGCCAGUGGCCAGUAUGGCGGCAGCCGCUACCAGCAGGACCAGAACGACUACGACGAAGAAGACGACGAAAUAGACUCGAUCAAGGCUAGCAUUCACGAGAAAAAAACAGACACCCUAGAGUCCACGCGCAGGGCCCUGCGCACACUCCAAGACACCGAGGAAGUAGGCGCCAAAACCCUGACUAAAAUCGGUGAGCAAUCAGAACAACUCAACCGCAUUGAGCACACAAUGGAGCUGGCAAACAUGAAGGCAGAAAACUCAGUCGAGGAUACGAGCAAGCUGCGCACUCUGAACAGGUCCAUGUUUGCUGUUCACAUAAAGAACCCCUUUAGUGGCAAAAAGCGCCGCGAAAUGCAGAUUGCCAAGGUUGAGGCUGACCAGGAGCGCAAGCGACUGGCGAGAGACCGCGAGCGCGAAGGUAACCAGGAGUCGCGCAGUCGUCUGCUGGAGCACACUAGCCGCGAUGGUUCAGGAUACAGGGGCCCGGCUGGACGCAUGGAUGCCAAUGGUAAAGUUUUGCAGUCCUAUAAUGGCCUCAGUCAGGGCGAGCGCUCAAGAUACACUUUUGAGGACGAGGACCCGGAGCUCGAGGAUGAGAUUGAUGACAACGUUAGCGAGAUCAGCUCGGCACUGGGCCGCCUCAAGAACAUGUCGUUGGCCACCCAGAAUGAACUCAAUUCGCAGUUCAAUCCGCUGCGCCGCAUUGCUGACAAGUCUGACAAGACCUCGGACAACAUUGGCAUUGCGAGGUUCCAUUUGGACAAUACCAAAUAG
Messenger RNA from Kickxella alabastrina, 1188 nucleotides. RefSeq lists its product as uncharacterized. The transcript has a single exon. Gene Ontology annotation, molecular function: syntaxin binding; SNAP receptor activity. The record is from RefSeq and is a predicted model, not a curated record. The coding region runs from base 1 to 1188 and encodes 395 amino acids. Gene Ontology annotation, cellular component: SNARE complex; plasma membrane. Lineage: Eukaryota; Fungi; Kickxellomycota; Kickxellomycetes; Kickxellales; Kickxellaceae. Gene Ontology annotation, biological process: vesicle fusion; exocytosis.